GCCCGGCGCGGCACUUCCGGUUCCUUGGCGCGGCCACCAUGGCGCCGCUGUGCAGCCUUCUGCUGUCACCGCUGCUGCUGCCCGCUUUGGCUCUCGCCGUCGGCCCCGCCGCCGGGCUGGAGGCGCCGGGCGAGGCGGAGGAGCUGGCGGCAGGGCUGGCGGCGGAGCUGCGAGCCGCGGGGUUACCCGAAGAUCUUCCCGAGCUGGAGCCUGAGUGCCGUCGCCUCCUCACCGCCUUCGCGGAGGGCAGCGCGACGCUGUCGGGGUGCCUGGCCCUCCGCGCCCGCCCGGUGCGGCUCUGCCAGGCCUGCGGCGGCCUCUACCGCAACCUCCUGGCGCAGUACGGGGACAUCGCCCGCGCCGUUGGGAAUUCCUCUGAGAGCCACAAUUGUGCCAAAAGUAUCCUGACCUCGGACAGGCUGCAGGUAGUUGUGACCCUUUCAGCAUUCUUUAAUGACACCUGGGAGGCAGCCAACUGUGCAAAUUGUAUAAAGAACAACAGUGAGGGAUUAUCAGAUUCUACUCAAGAAUUCAUGGAUUUAUUCAAUAAAUCUCUGUCAUGUUUUGAACAUAACCUUCAGGGACAAGCCGUUGGUCUAUCACCAAAUAACUACACUGAAGUGUGUAAAAACUGCAAUGGAACCUAUAGAAAUCUGAAUGACCUCUAUAACAAGUUGCAAAGGCUGAACAGACAUGGUGAUGAGUCUGGACACUCCGCACACUUGUGUAUCGAUGUGGAAGAUGCAAUGAAUAUCACUCGGAAGCUUUGGAGCAGGACUUUCAACUGCUCCGUUCCCUGCAGCGAUACAGUCCCAGUGAUCGCCGUUUCAUCCUUUAUCCUCUUCCUACCUAUUGUUUUUUAUCUUAGUAGCUUCCUUCACUCAAAGCAGAAGAAGCGGAUACUCAUUUUGCCCAAACGUAUCCAGUCAAAUGCCAGUCUUGUGAACAUCCAAGAAAAAUACAGCUGAGCUGCAAAACAAAACCUGAGAACUGCUGCUGGUAUACAGUGGGUACAAUUGUGUUGGAAUGAGGCCGGCACAAAAGAGGAGUUAAUUACGGUUUAGUGUAAUGAUACAGAGCAACACAAGUUAAACAAAAUGCUGUCUGACUUCUAAGCGAGGAUAUUAACAAACAUGACAAGGCAGGGCUGUGUGACACUGUAUGGACUCUGCUUUUGAAAAAUCCAUGUUUUUUCCAGUCUCGGGCUGAAGCUGGUGUUUUUCUGUCUCUAAGCCUUUGUAUUUCUCACCACUAGAAUACUUUCUUGGCGUGUUAUUUUCCUCUUUAAUUUGUCUUAUUAGUUUCGCGGAAACAUAUCUGAGAUUCUCAAUCUUUUUGAGAUGAUUUUCACAGACAGGAAAGACUUGAACUAAUAUUUGAUAUUCCUGUCUGAAACAUUAUUUUCAUGUUAUAGACGGUCUUGGGAUUGAAAGAAAACUUCCGAAAAAUAAAAAAUUCCCUUCUGAUACCUCUCCCUAAAGUCAUGCUGCUGCUGAGUUGGUUGUAAUGGUCUUUGUGAAAAACGUGAGGUCUGCAGAGGAAGUGCUAAUAUAUAAUGUCCAAAGCCAGCAACAAAAGCAAUAGAACAGCCAGUGCUAGACGGGAGCAGUAAUUCUUAAUGACUACAGUAUUGAGCUAUUUCUGAAACAGGCAGCAUAUUUACUCAUUUGCACACUUGAACCACUAAAUAAAAUAGCUGUUCUUCAAAUGUUAAAUUUUCAGAGGCUUAUUCUAGGUGUGUGCCUGGGUAAUUGAGCGCAUCACUUUUUUUUUUCUAUUUAUUGUGUUGUUUCCUUUUUUCCUUUUAAUUAAAAAGUUGUUUUUUUUUUUUGUGGAGAAGUGAGGUGAAGUCAAGUCACUGGAGGAAUUUCCUAGUCUAGAGCUUUCUGUGGCUUAAUACAGAGGUGUUUACAGGAAUGUGGUGGGGGAAAAAAAAACGAUCCUUUUCUGUAUAAUAUGUAUUUUAUCAGUACAUGAGCAAGGGGAUUCUCUAACUUGAAAACUGUCCUGAAGGACAAUGAAGAUACUGUGUUGGGAAUUGAUGACUUUCAAGAAAUAGUUUUAAAAAUUAGCUAUGUGGAACAGAUGAAGAAUAAAUAUAGGAUUGCAGGAUUCCAAAGCAGAUUAAAAAAACAAAGUUGUACAAUAACUUCAGGGAUGGACGGUGCUGCUGACAGGCAGUGGGUAUGGUUCUACAGGCUACAGCUGCAGCAAUACCAGAGGUUCAGUUUUGGCUGGUGAUAGUGCUAAUUUGGGAGAGUAGCGGAGUUAAAGUGAUUUAUAGCUAUACCUGAGAUUAAUGAAUAUCUUUGCUCCCAUUUUGAAAUGUGUUUUUAAUAACCAUGAUAUAAAAAUGAAUGGCCGCAUCGGCAAAAAAAUAUGUAUUUCUCUUGAAACCUGGGUGUCUGAUUUCUGUCAAAACUCCUAUGAAGUCUUAUGUAUUUGACUUGCUUUGGAGCCUGACAUGUUUCAUUUUUCCUUUGCACAAAGGCUCAAAUAAAUAUAUAGCAAUUUCACAAAACAGUCCUAAAGCAAUUUGAGUUGUUGUGGUUCUCUGUUCUUUUUUUUUUUUUUUUUUUUGGGUCAGGACAUGCUAUCCAUUUUAAAGUCAAGUUGACAGUGUGUUUAAUAUGAAGUAGAAUACCAUGUUACUGACUGGUUAAGUCCACAUGAUUUUUUUAAAUUAUUUUAUAACAAAAUAUUAGUAUUUAUACUUAUCUGCCUUUGUUACGUGUGAAUUUCUAAGUCAACAGUCAGUUUGCUCUAGGUAGUUUAUAGCAAUGAUAGAACACUGUUACUUCUGAUUAUUACUUGGUUAUCUUUUUGCAGCUGGGAAAGGCGUGCUGCCUUCAAAGAGAAAAAAGGUGAAUUUUUUUUUGUAUCUCUUAUUCUUAAACUUCAACUUUCUGGGACUUACUCAGCUGCCUGCUCUAAUAGCAUUACUUCGAUUUGGGACAUCAUAUGAUUGAGAGCUGUUGAAAGCAAUCUUUCAUUCAUGCAGAUAAAGCCAGUUUGUAUGUGCAGCAUUUCAGAAUGACAGCUUUUAUACUGUAAGCAGUGGCUUUUUGAGCACAUUUGUGUUAAGUAGGUCUCAAAGUCAUUACGUUGGAUAUGGUGAUUAAGCACUUAAAAAAAAAAAAAAAAGAAAAACACCACCAAAAAACCCAGCUUUUCUUAUUUGCCUGGCUGCUAAGCCAAGUGGAAAUGCUCAUGUGACUUUUGUUUUUUAUUUUAAAGCACAGGUGAUGUUUACACUUGAGAGUUUUAAUCUUAUAUCUACUAUUUCUCCUUUUACUUUUUUUUUUUCCCCCAGACUUCGUACUACUACCUUGCUUGACAGUGUUUUAUUUUUGGUAGGAUGUUUCUUAUACAAACAAAAAUUGACUGCAUUCUCUUUAUACUCUUUCUUAGAGAAAUGUGGAAGCACACAGGUUGUGUGUUUGAAGAAGGUCUAGAAUUCUCUUUGCUGCUAAUCUUUCACCUAGGUUUAUUUUCCCUUUUUGGUAUUAUGUGUACAAAAUGACGAACUUUGGAAACCCUGGUUGUUUGUAUCUUUUUGUGCAAAUAAAGAUUUCUGAUGGUGGGGUAGCACUUUGGUUCAUAUUUAUACUUAUUAGGAAACUUCUAAACACUGAAAGUCAGCUUUAAUAAAGAUUGUCGAUGAA
This is a messenger RNA of Numida meleagris (helmeted guineafowl), 3665 nucleotides long. It is a transcript of the gene OSTM1, whose product is annotated as osteopetrosis associated transmembrane protein 1. Gene Ontology annotation, cellular component: cytosol. NCBI's taxonomy places the organism in Eukaryota, Metazoa, Chordata, Aves, Galliformes, Numididae. The transcript has 6 exons. The record is from RefSeq and is a predicted model, not a curated record. Bases 39 to 968 code for a protein of 309 amino acids.